AUGUCUGCCGACGCGGGUGAAGACGAGGCUGUAUUAGAUGUCAAAGUUCCUACAAGAAGACGUCGUGCAAGUGAUGAUGAAGCAGAUGAGGUGGAGUUUCAUGAUGCCACCGAGUGUGCGGCUUCCGUAGCCGACAGUCAAGCGGUGGACCGGGAAGACCAAGUCGUGGAUGAAUCCCGCAGCGUAGAUGGUUAUGAGAAUGGUAGCACCCCGGGACUUGAAGGUGCAGGCGACGAAGAAGUCGUAGGGACGGAGGAGCCAUCCAGCGAACAGGAUCAAACUGAACAAGUCUUAGCAGACCAGAAGAAGGCUAAGUUACGGGAGCCGUUCGAAGUGCCGACGUCGGGCGCCUUCUGGCUGCACGAUGACCGGUUUGGUGGCGACGAGCCGCAAACUGAGGCCCCCAGGCCCAGCGGCGCAGUGGAGCGCAAAGCGAGGAGCGAUACAGAGGGCCGGUGGCUGCACGACAAGUUCGGCACCCUGGAGCUGGGCGAAGCUGCAGAUGACGACGACACCGAAAAUGCCUUUUCGAACUAUCGGCGGGGAAGAGGGCGGGGCAUCCGCAGCGGUGGUGUUGGUGGCGGCAGCCACGGCGGCGGCGUUGGUGGCGGCGGGCGGGGCUCCAAUCUCACAGCUGGCGGCCGAGGCCGCGGUGUAGGUCGGGGCCGCGGCGGUCGCUACGUCAACAGCACCAAUGAUUCGUCCGAGCCCGUUGAUGCCGGGAUACCAGCCCUCGGCCUGCAUGACACACAAGAGGCGCUGCCACAGCGCCAAUUGCGGGCGCCGCGCUCCACCGCACGCAGCCCUGCAGUUUCAUUACCAUUCCCGCUUGCAGAGGACCCAGGCGUGGCAGGCAAUUAUACCGCUGCCACCUUAGGCUCGGGACGGGGUCGUGGGGGUCCUCCCGGUGUUCGAGGCGGCAGCCGCAGCGGGGAGCCUACAGGCCGCGGCCGUGGCGAGCGCAGCCGGUCCCUGGAGCCUCCAGCAGCGCCUCGGGACAACGGAUUCGGCUCAGAGACCGGGAGUGGUCGUGGCCGGGGCCUCGCUGGGCGGGGUCGGGGUCGGGAGGGGGCCAGCCGGGACGACGGCGUGCUGGGCCGAGGCGGCUACGGCCGAGGCGUAGGGCGGGGGUACGCGGGGCGAGGAACGGACGCUGCUCCGGAGAGCAAUGGCGGGAUCGGGGCACAUGAGGGCGGCCGCGGCAGGGGCCGUUCAGCUGGCAGGUCAGCUGGUGAUUACCAGGGACGCGGAUCUGGACUUGAGCGCGGUUUUGGCGCAGGGCGCGGAUUGCCGCCCGGACAACAACAGCCGUAUCGCAAAGCAGACCGUGUGGUGGAUGAAGAGUUUCCGCCCCUGCCCAGCAGCGGCCCGCCAAGGCAGUCCGUUGCGGCCACCUUGCAGGGCGCCGACAUGCCACCUGGCGUCAGCAUUGGCGGCCACGCUGCCGCCGCCACGGCGUCGGCGGUGGACGCAGCGGCGCCGGCUACGCAAGGCGUCAGGCGGUACAGCAGGAUGGCUGGGAAGGUUGGCGGUGGCCCCGGUGGUGCUGGCGAUGCAAAUGCUGGGUUCGGGGUUGGUGGCGCAGCAGCAGCAGGAGGGUCGGGGGCGACGGCGGCAGGGCCCGAGAACGGGCAUGCACGAGGAGGAGCGGGUGAAGGCGGUGCUCCCGCACGGACCAGUAAGUUGUCCGCCGCAGCGCCGACCUUCGAGCCCUCGCCUGCCGCAGCAGCGGCAGCUGGGCACGCGGGCCGGCAGCCGCAGCAGGCUCAACAGGCGCCUCCGCACCCGCAGCAGCAGCCCGUUCCGUCUGUACCUAUGGCCUUUGGUGCCCCGCUGCAGCCCAUGACUGUCGUUGCAACGGGCCCGCCCGUGCAGCCCAUGGCCGGUAUGGUAUCGGAGCAGCAAGGUGGGGGCUUUACCCCGCAAACCGGCAUGGCAUACAUGUACCAGCACCCACAGCAGCAGCACAUGCAGCAUCCACCCCAGCAGCACAUGCAGCAGCAGCACAUGGCACCGCCGCCAAUGCCUCAGCAACAGCACACGCCGCCGCCGCCCCCACAGCAGCCCCAGCAGCAGCAGCAGCACACGCAGGCGCCGCCGCAGCAGGUCCCGACGGGAGGUUACAUGGCUGGCUCCAUGCAACAGCAGCAACACGCGCCGGUUAGCGGUGUCCCGCAACAGGGCGGCAUGAUGGGAGGCGGCGGAGGCUCGCCGAUGGCUCAGACGCAGGGCAGCGGCACACCGUACGCGUUCAUGGGCGCCAUGAUGUACGGAGCAUCGCCGGCGGAGGUGGAAGCCUGGUACCAGGAUGCAUACCAGAAGGCCCUGGCGACGGGCAUGGAUCCGCAGCAGGCUUACAGUGCUGUGCAAGGGUACGUGCAAGGACUUAAUAUGGCCUAUACGGUGAUGGAGCAGCAGCGGCGCCAGCAGCAGCAAAUGGGUGCAGGUGCCUAUGGUGGUUCCGCGCAGCCACCGCCACAGAUGCAGGUGCAGGCGCCACCUGCCGGGGUCGCGGCGUAUGAAACCGCUGCGAAGGCUCUUUGCCCACUCGCGCUGUCACCUAAUGCACACACGGGAGAGGAACUAACCGAGUUGAGGGUAAUACACGUGCUGCUCUCUCCGUCGUUACCUCGACGUCUCAAUGAUAAGUAG
This is a messenger RNA of Volvox carteri f. nagariensis, 2652 nucleotides long. RefSeq lists its product as uncharacterized. The coding region runs from base 1 to 2652 and encodes 883 amino acids. The transcript is spliced from 6 exons. Gene Ontology annotation, molecular function: mRNA binding. Lineage: Eukaryota; Viridiplantae; Chlorophyta; Chlorophyceae; Chlamydomonadales; Volvocaceae. Gene Ontology annotation, biological process: mRNA processing. The record is from RefSeq and is a predicted model, not a curated record. Gene Ontology annotation, cellular component: exon-exon junction complex.